Athene cunicularia (burrowing owl) is the source of this 2480-nucleotide messenger RNA. It is a transcript of the gene BBS5, whose product is annotated as Bardet-Biedl syndrome 5. Gene Ontology annotation, biological process: cilium assembly; intracellular transport. The coding region runs from base 3 to 1016 and encodes 337 amino acids. The transcript has 12 exons. Gene Ontology annotation, molecular function: phosphatidylinositol-3-phosphate binding. Gene Ontology annotation, cellular component: ciliary basal body; BBSome. The record is from RefSeq and is a predicted model, not a curated record. Lineage: Eukaryota; Metazoa; Chordata; Aves; Strigiformes; Strigidae.
CCAUGAGCGCCGUGCUGGACGUGCUGUGGGAGGACAGAGAUGUCCGCUUCGACAUCUCCCCGCAACAAAUGAAAAUGAGACCUGGAGAGGUCCUUAUAGACUGCUUAGAGUCUGUUGAAGAUACCAAAGGAAACAAUGGAGACAGAGGUAGACUGCUUGUGACAAAUUUGCGGAUUAUAUGGCGUUCACUGUCACUGCCCAGAGUCAACCUCUCUGUUGGUUACAACUGCAUUAUAAAUAUAACUACAAGAACUGCCAACUCAAAAUUACGAGGGCAGACAGAAGCUCUGUAUAUAUUGACCAAGUGUAACAAUACACGGUUUGAGUUCAUAUUUACCAAUGUUGUCCCUGGGAGUCCCAGACUCUUCACUUCAGUUAUUGCUGUACACAGAGCUUAUGAAACUUCAAAAAUGUAUCGUGAUCUCAAGCUGAGAAGUGCAUUGAUUCAAAACAAGCAACUGAGAUUAUUACCACAAGAACAAAUAUAUGAUAAAAUCAAUGGAGUUUGGAAUUUAUCCAGUGACCAGGGAAAUUUGGGAACAUUUUUUAUUACUAAUGUGAGAAUAGUUUGGCAUGCAAGUAUGAAUGAUAGCUUUAAUGUCAGCAUACCAUACCUACAAAUUCGUUCAAUAAAAAUAAGAGACUCAAAGUUUGGCUUGGCACUUGUGAUAGAGAGUUCGCAGCAGAGUGGAGGAUAUGUACUUGGUUUUAAAAUAGACCCUGUGGAGAAACUACAGGAGGCAGUGAAAGAAAUUAAUUCACUUCACAGAGUUUAUUCAGCUAACCCUAUAUUUGGAGUGGAUUAUGAAAUGGAAGAAAAGCCUCAACCUCUUGAAGACCUAACAGUGGAGCAGGUUCAAGAUGAUGUAGAAAUAGAAUCUGAUGAACAUACAGAUGCUUUUGUGGCUUACUUUGCUGAUGAAAACAAGCAACAUGAUGGGGAGCCUGUUUUUUCAGAAGAACUAGGACUUGCAAUUGAGAAGCUAAAGGAUGGAUUCACACUUCAGGGACUCUGAGAAGUAAUGACCUGAUGUAGAGUGGCACGUGUUUGUUUCCUAAGCGAGGAAAGACCCUCAGUUCUUACUGGGCUUGUGAGAUCUGUAGAAGAUAAUUUAGAAAUAUCAGACUAGCAGAGAACGAAUAUGCCAAAGCUAAAAAGCAAGCAAAUAUUAGAUAGUAUGCCCUCAGGAUAUGUCAUAAAGGAAAGAUUAUUCAAAACCGUCAUAUGUGUAAAAGCUUUGUAUUUAAUACACUGUUUCUGUAAGUAGUGAGAGGACAAGCGAUAUCUAAUAUGGGAAGAGGCGGGGCCCCAGCUGCUGUUGGAAGCCCCGCCCGCAGUCAGGGCCCUGUUCCACAAGCUCCGGAAGUCCCACCCUUUGUCGGGUCACAUGGUAUGAGGACCCGAGAAGACCCUCCUGUUUCAGGCCGUAAGGAGCUGCAAGUCUCUCUCCACCACAUGAGUGGUGGCUGCCAUUUUAUUUCAGCCACCGUUAUGUGAAAUGUCAUAGCCCACGUUUUCAUAGUGCUUUGUGACUGGCUGACUCCGGGUUUUGACACACUUGUACCCCAGGGGUUUUCAGGAGCGUGACUGGCAGGACCAGCCACCCCAUCCUGCUUUGCCCAGAAGGUGGUCAGAGCAGGAAGCCCCCGCCCCUAACAACACAGGGUCUGCCAUAGUGUUUCAGCCACCAUUUAUGGCAGGUAGCCACCAUUUUUUUUGCCAUUUUACCUGGAAGAAUGUCAGAAAAGGCAGCCACCUCCUACCUGCAUGGAGACCACCAUUUGGGGUAGGGCAGUGUGUGGUGUAUAGUGUGAUGCUCAAUAUACACAGUGACGUACUUUCCCAUAAUGAUUAUAUCAAAAUCAAAUUUCCAUAACUUGCUUAAUGUUGUGCAACAUAGAAAUAUCAUCAUAUGUAGAACAUUUUGUAUCUAGGCAUGUUGGCUCUGUCGUUGCAGCGGUGCUGUGUUACCAAUAGCUUUAAUGAAAAGCAAUACUGUUCCAAAUACUAGUUUUGAUGUCUCAUAAUUUUGUUAAAUGUUCAGCACAUAUCAUUCCAGGUACUUAAUUGUAAUCCAGGUAUCCUUAUACAGAUUCCCCCCCCCCCUUUUCUUUUUCUAGAGAACUCUUUUAAAGGAAUGAUCUAGAAAAAAAGUGCACACAUAAAUAGCUUCUGUGUCUGAGUCAUUAGACCUUUAUGAUGUUAUGUGUUAGAGAGAAAUGAGUCAUUUAUUGUUUAAAGGAAGAUGCAGCUGUUAUGUUUUCUAGUGAGAUAAGACCUCUGCGCUAUUUUCUAUAAGUGGAAAAAGUCAAAUGAGCUCUCCUCCCAGCUGUUGUUUUAGCAGCUGACUGUUACAGUAAAGUAACUGUGGUGUGAAUAUAAUUGUCGUGUUUGUAGAAAAUCUCUCAAAGUAUGUAUUUUAAUGAAAUAUUACCUAUAUUAAAAAUCACUAUGAUUUCAAUAAAAUUUGAUAAUGUUA